AUGGAGACGGACUCAGGCAGGUUGGAAUCGAGUGUGUGGAUCGGUAAGAAGCGGCACCGCGCGCUGCUCAGCGGCUGGCGCUUCAGCUGGACCGAACUGGACAAGAAGAACCGAGAGAGGAAAACCACUUCAGUGCCGGUUUCUGAGGUGGUUGCGGUCGUGGAGGGUCAGGUUGAGAUCCAGCCGCAGAAGAAAGUAAAGGAAACUGAGCGAGACUUUACAUUGUUUUACGUAAAGCGCAGUAGCAGCAGUGGGAACGGGCCACUGUGGAGUCUGGGUCAGACCCUGUUCAGCUGCCCCAGCCAUGACCUCAGGGAUCAGUGGGUGGCACAGUUCAAAACAGCACUUAAAACUCACUGCCCCAGCCGCCCACACAGGUUGCUGGUGUUUAUUAACCCUUUUGGCGGAAAGAAAAAGGCAGAGCAGAUCUAUCAGUCCUUGGUUGCUCCCCUGUUCGAGUUGGCUGGCAUCAGCUCUCAUGUUGUGGUGACCGAGCAAGCCAAUCAGGCUAGAGACCAUAUUCUGAAGAAAGACCUGACUGUGUUCGAUGGCGUGAUCUGUGUGGGCGGAGACGGAAUGUUCAGUGAGUUGCUGCAUGGCGUGAUUGGACGAACCCAGCAGGAGGCGGGCAUUUCCGAACAUGAUCCCACCGUCAUGCUGCAGCCAUGUGACCUUCAUAUCGGCAUCAUUCCAGCAGGCUCCACGGAUUGUGUUUGUUUUGCCACAGUAGGGGUGAACGACCCUGUUACCUCAGCUCUGCACAUCAUUAUUGGAGACUCUCAGCCUCUGGAUGUGUGUUCUGUUCAUCACAACUCCACAUUUGUACGUUACUCUGUAUCGAUGGUCGGGUAUGGUUUCUAUGGUGAUGUCUUGGCUGAAAGUGAGAGGCACCGGUGGAUGGGACCCCUCAGAUAUGACUAUUCAGGUUGUUUAGUGUAUCUGUGCAACAGGAGCUAUCGGGGAAUAGUCCAGUAUGUACCAGCCGAUUCCCAGAUCUCCAGUCCUAGAGACAAAACACGCUGCCUUUCAGGGUGUCGAGUGUGUUCAGAGAGCACAGAGCGGCUGUUUCCUCGUUCAGACAGCUGCAGUUCUCUGUACAGCAGGCGGCUCAGUCAGUACAGUACUACAUCAGAAGGAGAAUGGUUGAGUGUGGAGGGCAGGUUCAGGUGUGUGUCACUUACCUGCAUGUCCAGCUCGUGCCCACGGAGCCCCAAAGGCCUCUCACCCUCUGCGCACCUAGCUGACGGGACAGCUGACCUCAUCCUGGUGAGGGACACAAAUCCACUGGGUUUCCUUACGUACUUGUACCGGCACACCACAACACAGGAUCAGUUUAAUUUGCCGUUCGUCGAGGUGCACCGCGUCAAAGCAGUGCGAUUUUUUCUUCCUCCUGGUGAAGAUGACGAUGACGACGCAGAACAAGAGAGCCAGAGCAUCACAGCAGGAGUACUAGCAGAUCCAGACAAGUCACAUGAUUGUGAUAUUGAGUCCAGUAGAAAUGGUUCAGAACAAUGUCUUGCAGGAAGCCAGAGGGAGCAAAGAAUGAAGACGAGGGAUUUUCUGUGUGGACCAUGCUGCACUAAACCUCCUGCGGUGUCUGUGUGGAACUGUGAUGGAGAGAUUCUGUCUCAUACUAACAUCUUAUGCAGAGUGCAUGGCCAGCUUGUGCGUCUGUUUGCCAGGGGCAUCGAGGAUGACACGAGCUCCUGGAACUACCAUGAUGGAAACAGGAAUUGCAAAGAAAGAUUUGUGUUACACAGCUGAUGUUACCCAAACCAAAUGAUAGUGGUUAAAUAAUAAGUGUUGCUUAAGUUAUAAAAUAAAAUAUUAGAAUAAACAUAUGCAAGUA
Molecule: messenger RNA, 1849 nt
Organism: Trichomycterus rosablanca
Lineage: Eukaryota; Metazoa; Chordata; Actinopteri; Siluriformes; Trichomycteridae
Product: ceramide kinase family protein
Exons: 13
Coding region: 1-1764 (587 amino acids)
Biological process (GO): phosphorylation; ceramide metabolic process
Molecular function (GO): ceramide kinase activity
Source: RefSeq, a predicted model, not a curated record